Messenger RNA from Pyrus x bretschneideri (Chinese white pear), 567 nucleotides. RefSeq names its product early light-induced protein 1, chloroplastic-like. The record is from RefSeq and is a predicted model, not a curated record. NCBI's taxonomy places the organism in Eukaryota, Viridiplantae, Streptophyta, Magnoliopsida, Rosales, Rosaceae. The transcript is spliced from 3 exons. The coding region runs from base 1 to 567 and encodes 188 amino acids.
AUGGCUGCAACAAUUUCCAUGCAAUCAAUCUUUACAAGUUCUGUAGCUUAUGGAAUUGGUAAGAGCAGAGUGAACCAGCUGAUUGUUCCUGCUAACUAUGCACCAAUUAAUCUGCGUAAGCAUGCUCACAUGAGAGUAAUCGCAAUGGCCAAGGAUGAACAGAAGGAGCAACCAACCACUGUUACAGAUGCAUCAGAAAAUUCAGAGCCAGCUCCUUCAUCACCUUUACCUCCUCCUCCUCCUAAGGUCAGCCCGAAGUUUUCAGACGUGCUUGCAUUUAGUGGGCCAGCACCGGAGAGAAUCAACGGCAGGCUAGCAAUGGUGGGAUUCGUUGCAGCUCUAGCAGCGGAGCUAUCCAAGGGCCAAAAUGUGUUUGCUCAGAUAUCCAAAGGUUCAGGGAUCCCAUUGUUCCUCGGCACCAGCAUUUUGCUGUCGGUGGCAUCCUUGGUUCCUCUAUUCAAAGGGGUGAGUGUGGAGUCCAAAUCAGAGGGGCUCAUGACUUCAGAUGCUGAGUUGUGGAAUGGAAGGCCGGCAAUGUUAGGACUAGUAGCCUUGGCCUUCACUUAG